AUUUGGUCGCUUGACGGCGACAUAGCCACACAUCCCGUUCAGGUCCAGAAAUUACCAUCGCCAUUAUAAUCGCAUUCGUCGUUUUGUCGUCGUUUUCCAGUUACAGUUACAGUUACAGUUACAGUUACAAUUGCAGUGACAGCCACAGCUACAGCUACAGUGACAGUGACAGUCACUCCAUCAAUGGCAACGCCUUAGUGUUAGUAGUAAUCUCUGGCCCCAACGGAAAGAGCACCAACAAUAAUAACUGUAAAUGGUGCGUUGCAACGUCUUCUCAGUUUGAAUUUGGCGGUUCGACGUCGUGCAACGUGCAAAAAAGUGUCAAGUGUAAAGAGUGACCAAGUGAUCAAAGGAUAACUCUUUUUUCGUUGAUUUUUUUUAUUUUGCCCACUGUUUUUGAAAUUGUUAUCGUUCUAUUUGUUUGUGUAUUAUUAAGUGAAAGGUUAAUCAAUUAAAUAAUAGAUCAGCAAUUGCCCUGACUAUUUUUGUCCGGGUGGAAGGUUCCCCCGAAGCACCCAUCACACUUACACACACACACACGUGCACAUACAACAUGCUGCAGGAAUCAUCGGGCGUAAGCUAAUCAAGAGACCACAAAACCGACAACAACAAUCACAACAAAAACAACAACAACAAGAGCAAAAGCAAAAAAAUAACGUCAACAUAUAACCACAGCCAUUAAAAACAAAAAUUGUUGAACUAACCAACUACAGAGACGAGCUAGAAGAAGAACAAGAGGAGGAGUAGCAGCAACAGCAGCAGCAGCCGCAGUCAUGGUUCACGGUCCACCAGCACGGAGAAAAUCGCAGAAUGGCAACGCCAUCAACGGUCCUUGCCAAGUGGAACCGGACCAGACACAGCCCAUACCUCCAGAUGGCGGUUGGGGUUGGGUAGUGGUUUUUGCGUCCUUCAUGAUCCACAUUGUCACCGAUGGCAUGACCUAUUCAUUUGGCAUAUUUCACAAAGAGUUCUUGGAAUACUUCAAUGAGGGCAACGGCUAUACCGCCUGGAUAGCCUCCAUGAUGGUGGGCGUGACAUUUUCAUCUGGGCCCAUCAGUUCGUCAUUCGUCAAUAGAUAUGGCUGCCGAGCGGUGACCAUUGCCGGUGCUAUUUUGGCGUCUUUCUGUAUUAUAAUCAGCAUGUUUGCCCAGAAUGUUUUCACACUAAUCAUCACCAUCGGCCUGGGCACCGGUUUGGGCUUCGGCCUCAUCUAUUUGCCAGCCAUUGUGAGUGUCACACAGUAUUUCGAGGCGAAACGAUCCCUGGCCACUGGCAUCGCCGUUUGUGGUUCGGGCUUUGGCACUGUUGUCUUCGCUCCCCUGACUGAGGUACUAAUAUCCAGCUACGGCUGGCGCGGAGCCAUGCUGAUCAUUGGUGGCAUAGUUCUCAACUGCAUCAUCUUGGGUGCCAUGUUCCGCCCACUGGAGGCGCCCAGCCAGCCGACAAAGUUGGCGAUUAUAGAUCAGAAUACAACGCCCGCCGAGCUAGAGCCACUCAAGGUGACGGUAACGGUAACAGAUCAGUAUCUGCAAUUGCCACCCCGCACAGAUGCCGUUGCAGGUGGCGGUAAUGGUGGUGGAUCAGCCCUUUGCCGGUCGAACAGCGUUGGUCAUAACCUACUCAAAUCCAAUGUGAAUAACAAUACUAAUGGGUUGGCCCCAUCGAAUGGACAGACGCCGACCGUAGUGGUCAAGAGCACCAGCAAUGACGAUAUAAUUAGAACCUUUUACAGUCAACAGCAAUUGACGCCGCUGAAGGACACACAUCGAAGUGCCAGCGGCACCAUGUACCGACCCGAUGCCCUAUAUCAGGGUUCUCUGCACAACAUUCCCGAAUAUGCCAGCUCGAGGAACGAUCUGAAUCGUUCAAUGUCCGGCUCUGGGGCCAUUAAGCGAUAUGGAUCAUUGCGGCAAAGCAACCAAUUGGCCCACAGUCAGGAGGUUGCCAAAUGCUGCGGCUGCAUUAGUUGCUCCAAUGAAACCCGCGACACUUUCGCCGAAAUGAUGAACUUCUCCCUGCUGAAGGAUGCCGUCUUUGUGAUCUUCUCGGUGUCGAAUUUCUGCACCAGCAUCGGCUUCAACAUGCCCUACAUCUAUGUGGCCGCCUAUGCCAUGGAAUUGGGCAUUGGCGAUUCAGAGGCCAGUUAUCUGAUCGGUACCAUUGGCGCUGCCAAUACCAUUGGCCGUAUCAUUCUAGGCUAUGCGGCUGAUAAGCCGUGGGUCAAUCGGCUGCUAGUCUAUAAUGUUUGCCUGACGCUCUGCGGCAUUUCCACAGCCAUGGUGCCGCUCUGCUAUGAUUUCAAUUCCCUGGCUGUUUAUUGUGCUGUCUUUGGAUUCACCAUUGGAGCAUAUGUCGGCCUGACAUCAGUCAUACUGGUGGAUCUUCUUGGUAUGGAUAAGCUGACCAAUGCAUUUGGUUUGCUAUUGCUCUUCCAGGGUGUGGCCAGUUUUAUUGGUCCGCCAAUUGGCGGCUCAUUGUAUGAUUUGACCCUCUCCUACACACCGGCGUUCAUCAUGGCUGGCCUGAUGAUCGCAGUCAGUGGCCUGGUUAUGUUUGCCAUUCCGCCAUUGCAGCGCUAUGAGGAGCGCAAGGCAUUUGCCGCCCAGAAACAGAAUUCCGAGCAGUUAGCUCUUAGUUAGUACGACCAAAUAUAUGUCAAAGAAAGAGAAAUUCAUUUUCCAA
Messenger RNA from Drosophila willistoni, 2682 nucleotides. RefSeq names its product monocarboxylate transporter 4 (gene Mct1). Gene Ontology annotation, biological process: monocarboxylic acid transport; transmembrane transport. The coding region runs from base 774 to 2639 and encodes 621 amino acids. The transcript has 9 exons. The record is from RefSeq and is a predicted model, not a curated record. Gene Ontology annotation, molecular function: monocarboxylic acid transmembrane transporter activity. NCBI's taxonomy places the organism in Eukaryota, Metazoa, Arthropoda, Insecta, Diptera, Drosophilidae.